This is a messenger RNA of Lycium barbarum (goji berry), 476 nucleotides long. RefSeq names its product tRNAse Z TRZ4, mitochondrial-like. Gene Ontology annotation, biological process: mitochondrial tRNA 3'-end processing. Lineage: Eukaryota; Viridiplantae; Streptophyta; Magnoliopsida; Solanales; Solanaceae. Gene Ontology annotation, molecular function: 3'-tRNA processing endoribonuclease activity. Gene Ontology annotation, cellular component: mitochondrion. The transcript is spliced from 2 exons. The record is from RefSeq and is a predicted model, not a curated record. The coding region runs from base 1 to 366 and encodes 121 amino acids.
AUGUUUCGGGGCGUGACAGUUGUGUACUCUGGUGACACGAGGCCAUGCUCACAAGUUAUAGAAGCAUCUCUUGGAGCAACAAUUCUUAUACAUGAGGCGACCUUCGAGGAUGGCCUGGUGGAGGAGGCUAUAGCAAGAAACCACAGCACAAUUAAGGAAGCUACAAAAGUCGGACAUUCUGCUGAUGCAUACCGGGUAAUAUUGACUCACUUCAGCCAGAGAUACCCAAACGUACCUGCACUUGAUGAAGUGAGCAUGCAAAGAACUUGUAUUGAGUUUGACCUAAUGAGUGUAAACCUAGCAGAUUUGCCAGUGCUCCCUAAGGUUCUUCCGUACCUCAAAUUGCUUUUCAGAAAUGUUGGUUAAUUUAAAUUUGAAAGUAACAUAUUGUUGACACGACUUCUUUUGUUAUGGACAAUUUUUAUUUUUUGAAACAACAAUUUUUAUUUUUUUAUAAGGAAAAUACCUCUCUUGAA